GACUUACCUACUCUUGUUUACAUUAUUAAAUUUUUACUUUCACAAGCGCGCGUCUUACAUGCAAAGUAACAGUAGGCAUCUGAAGUCACGUGAUCUGUAGGUAGCACUCGAGUGUGUAGGAUGAUCACCCGCAGUAGUAUUCCUCUACCAUUACUCGAACUUUUCGAUAUGUCAAAAAUGUGGCUUAUAUUUGUUUAUUAAAAAGAGAUAUGUAAAUAUUUUGUAUUUCAUUUUAACAAAAUCAAAUGCGGAAUGUGAUGUGUUAUGAAACUUCAUACGUAUGUGGUCAGAAAACAAUCCAGAUUAAUGUGUACAAAUUAUUAACUACCGUUAAAAAGCUGAAGACGAGAAAAGAAACCACACAGUGACAAAUACACUUCCUGAGACCAAUAUAGAUCAGUUCAAUAUAGACGAUUUUUCACUGAAGUUAACUAUAUAGACUUAUUGAAGAUGUGUACCUAAAAUUGCAUUUUCUGAUGGAACAAUAUGAAACGUGAUUGAGCAUUGAUAAUAUUUAGGUUCUACACAAGAGAGAAGUAAAUGUCAUGGACACCAGUGAAUCUUCAUAACGUGGGUUAACCAAGGUUAAUAAAUGUUAAGCGAACCAAAAUCAGCACCAGUUUAAAAAUAUUCGGACAUUAAGUCCUUCUGCAAAUACAUUAUUAUUCAAAACUGCAUGGUUAAUUAAUUUGCUUUUACAACAGGAUUUACUGUCUUUCUCCCGAGGACUUUAGAUAUUAUUACUAUUAUACUUUACAACAGGAUUUAUUGUCUUCUUCCCAACGACUUUGGAGAUUAUUACUAUUAUACUUUACAACAAGAUUUACUGUCUUCUUCACAACGACUUUGGAGAUUAUUACUAUUAUACUUUACAACAAGAUUUAUUGUCUUCUUCACAACGACUUUGGAGAUUAUUACUAUUAUACUUUACAACAGGAUUUACUGUCUUCUUCCCAACGACUUUGGAGAUUAUUACUAUUAUACUACUUAGUUUAUCAAAAUGUUGCAGUGUUUAAGAAUUCCUUUCAUUGGUUUGGUAUUUUUAUCAAUGUUCUUACUGUUAUACGUUUUCUUGAGUGCAGACAGGAUUCUAGACGGCACGAAACUGAGCAGAGAUUUUAAAACACUCCCCUAUAGUAUAACCAUGCAGUAUAUCGUAGCUUAUGCAGCCAACACUCAAACAUACACUUGUGAGACAUUCUCUGUAAAUUUUCCAAAAAGUAUUUACAAUUCAACAUUAUAUGGGUGGAAAAGUCCUGUUAAUGAGCCUGUAUUUAUAUUUUCGGCAUUCUUUGACAAUCGCUACAGGUAUACUAAUCAGCAAGUACGUCUCAUCGGAAUGAUCCAAGGUGACUUUAAAAAAUCGCUUUAUUGCCAGCUUUGGUACAAAAAUAUUUCUUUACCUAUAGUAGUAGUAAGUGAAAUGCGUGAGAUGUGGCUUGAUAUUUGGAACAAAGCUGACCACUCUCAGUUUUAUCGACCAUAUUUGAUUAACUGUCCAGUACCUCAAGACGAUCCAGUCUUAUCAAGCCAAACUCCUCAGGGUGUAUCCUUAUCACUUCGUCCUUGCACUAAUUCCUCAAUCUUCUUCAAGUUGGAUGUUCCACCAAGAAAUGUGACCAAACACAAAUUUGCCAUUUGUGUGAAAAGUUUAGAUUUUCAGAAUGAUGUAUCUUUUCGCCUUAUUGAGUGGCUUGAGCUUCAGUUUCUACUUGGGGUGGACGAGUUAACCAUUUACUUAUUCAACGUUCAUCCUAAUACAUACAAAGUUCUCCUUUAUUAUGAACAGCUUGGAAAGGUUGUAAUUAUUCCAAUUACUUUACCUGGCUAUUUACCCAAUACCCCCUUAGAAAGAACCAGAUUCCUUCACGAGAACAUAUGGCAAAAACGAAGACACGAGUUGAUUCCUUACAACGAUUGUUUUUAUAGACACAUAUAUACCCAUGAAUUUGUUGUCCUUUUAGAUUUAGAUGAAGUUAUCAUACCUGUCCAUCAUAAAACAUGGACUCGGAUGUUACGCCAAGUGUUUAAAGAAAAAACACAGGCAAUUAUGAAAUAUUCCUCUUUUGCGGUACCUAACGUUUACUUUUUUGACGAUUUCGGUCCUUCGAACACAAAUCGUGGUGUGCCAAGUUAUAUGCACAUAUUGCGGUUUCUUCAUCGUUCCGAACAUUUUACUAAACCAGGAUUUGCUGUCAAGAGUUUCAUAAGCACCAACAACACCCUUGCUGUAUUCAACCAUUAUGCUCUGUUCCCACUGUAUCCACAUACUGCCCGCACCAUGUUAUUAAAUGAAAGCGAAGUGCGACUCCAUCAUUACCGCUCAAAGUGCCCUUCAGGAAUGGCCGAUGACUGCUUGGAAAACUUCAUGAAAUACAGAAGAAAAGACACGUUAAUUCUGAAAUAUCAAAAGGAACUACUGAUGAAAGCUGGUAGAGUGAUUAGAGAACUUAGCUUAAGAUAAUACUGUACGAUAUAGUUUUCUUCAGGUUGAUUUGCAACUGAAAAUAUGAAAAUUAUUACAAAUAUAUAGUAGAUAAUUA
Molecule: messenger RNA, 2543 nt
Organism: Limulus polyphemus (Atlantic horseshoe crab)
Lineage: Eukaryota; Metazoa; Arthropoda; Merostomata; Xiphosura; Limulidae
Exons: 2
Coding region: 1001-2464 (487 amino acids)
Source: RefSeq, a predicted model, not a curated record